This is a messenger RNA of Ostertagia ostertagi, 615 nucleotides long. Lineage: Eukaryota; Metazoa; Nematoda; Chromadorea; Rhabditida; Trichostrongylidae. The record is from the annotation of a GenBank genome assembly.
AUGAUGAUCAAGGAAGCCAAAAAACUCUCUUGGGUUCGACGAAAUCUGUUCCUCGUCUGUACGUUGUCGUCAGUGAUCGUUGGUACCGUGGGAGGCUCACUUCUCAGAUUGCUGUCUUUGGAUGAUGACGUCAUAGCGAUGAUCGGUCUACCUGGUGAACUGUUCAUGAACAUGCUACGAUCGAUGAUUCUUCCACUCAUCGUCGCCAGCCUUGUCUCGGGAGUUUCGAUGCUCGAUGGGCGAACCGCCGGUAAGCUAAGCACCAGGUCAUUCGUUUACUACACAGCAGCAACGCUCCAUGCAGUGCUCCUUGGUGUCGUAAUCGCCACUGUAAUUCAUCCUGGCGAUCCCACUAUCAAGGAGGGAUUGCGCGCUGAACGAGCACUGCCUUCGCAAGGGAGAAUCUUUGACAAGAUUGGAGAUGUUUUAAGGAAUAUGUUCACGGAGAAUCUAAUUCGAUCAAUGUUCCAACAACAGCAGACCAUCUACAAGCUGAUGGAAUCGAAUGCCACCGCAGAAGACGCGACACGUGCCCUUGUGUGGACAGAUGGAAUGAACGUUAUCGGUCAGUUGAAGGUCUUCUUUUUAUGGAGUGGUUCAUUAGGAUCUGUCUAG